Molecule: messenger RNA, 240 nt
Organism: Geosmithia morbida
Lineage: Eukaryota; Fungi; Ascomycota; Sordariomycetes; Hypocreales; Bionectriaceae
Exons: 4
Coding region: 1-240 (79 amino acids)
Biological process (GO): chromosome segregation; mitotic cell cycle; kinetochore assembly
Cellular component (GO): nucleoplasm; kinetochore
Molecular function (GO): protein heterodimerization activity
Source: RefSeq, a predicted model, not a curated record
AUGGCUCUCGUCGGAAAGAAGCCCUACCCCAAGGCAACCAUAAAGAAAAUCAUCAAAGCGCACUCGAACCUGAAUAUCAAGAAGAAUGCUGAUGUCACGAUCUAUCUCAACUAUGUCCUCUUUAUGGAGUCUCUUGUCAAGGAAGCCGCCAUCCACUCAAAGCAGUCUGGCGAGCGUGGCCUAGCAGCUAGGAGCGUAAAGAAGGUCACGAGGGAUACUCUGGGUAAAUUCAAGGGUUGA